CGGAUCGUUUGCGUGACUGCGUGACAGUCGUGUACGUGAUAAACACCGGCAAUGUAUAAUUAAAUAUUCAUUUAUUUUAAUAUUUAAUACAGAUAAAAUAAAACAUUAGAUCUCAUCUUCAGAAUAUAAAUGAUAUUUUUAUUGUCUGCUUCAAUGCAUUCACAUUAUCCCAAUUUUCCCCGACAGAAUAUUUCAUGCAAGUCUAUAACGUUUCAUUUAUGGCAACAUUUUAACAUUUUUGCUUGAUACUGUCAUUGAAUGACAUUUCCUGUGUUAGACACAGAGUUUUUUCUAUACAAAAAUACUAUCGCCAUUAUAAUGAACAAAUUGUUGCAAACGGCAGCACUUUUCGAAGCUUCUUAAUUAAUGUUAAACAUAUCGCUAAAUUGAUUGGUAUAGAUUAUUAAAUUUUGCAACGAAUCGAAUAUCGAAUGGAAUUUUGGUUGUGAUUCAAGUUGAAGAGUGAAUAAAAGUGAUUGAAUAUGUCAUUUGGUAGUUCGAAUCCACCAUGGCAGCGGAAUACGCUGGGAAACAGUGGUCAACAAAAUGCCAUAGCCAAUUUGCAGUCACAAAUGAUGAACACGAAUUUUGUUGGUUUUCAAAGUUUAGCGAUGUCAAAUCAAGCGCAGCAGAACAAUUUAACACUGAUUCCACAGAUCGGAGCUAACAUCAACACACUGAACAACACAAAUGCAUUGUUUGCGAAUCAUCAACAAAUUCAGUAUCAAAAUCGUCCGACGUUGAAUCCAAAUGCCUUUGGUCAGGUGCAAACGACACAACAAAUCAUUCAUCAUCAAACGCAAUCCCAACCGAAUCAGCCACAGACACAUCAAAAUAAUGCCACCUCUCAAAUGUGUAAUAGUUCGGCAUUCAAGUGGAAUACGAAUUUAGUUCAACAAGUGACCGCAUCGAAUCAAGGCCAUAAUAUGAGCGUACGAUCAAAUGUAAAUCAGUCACAAUUACAACAUCCAGUGCAGUCGUCACAACAGCAACAACAGCAGCAGCAGCAAUCAACGCGAAACUUCAGUUCGUCACAGUCACAGAGUAGUUAUGGCAAUAGCUUUGAACGUGCAUCGAAUUCAGUGCGGAGCUCGACUCAUUCGUCAAGACAAUCAUCGCCACCCGCCAGACGAGGCACACCGGAACGCAGCAGCCGACGCGAAGAAGACGAACGAAAGAGACGUAAAGAACGAGAACGGGAACGUGAAAAGGAGCAAGAAAAGCGAGAUGAUCGCAGUCCAGUACGGAGAAUAUCUCCACGGCGUAGAACUAGACCGAUUCCACGAUACAUGGUUCAAGUCCCGAAAAUGACAUUGAAUGCAACUGAGGCCGACAUUCUCGAGAUGCGUCGACGCUACAGCAACCUCUAUGUCCCAUCCGAUUUCUUUUUCUCGCGUAUUAGCUGGUCGGAAUCAUUUCCCUGUCAUGCUCCAUUCUCAAUCAAAAAGCCGUCCGCUUUUCAUAUCUUUCACAAAAGUGUCGAAAAUCCAAAUGGUGCUGACAAUGGAGCAGUAUUUGAACCGCCUGAUGCCGACGACACCUUUUCAGCCAAGGUGAUGCUAAUGAGUGUCCCACCGAUGAGUGAAUUUUAUCGCAAAUGUUUUACAAAUGCUGAUGAAAAAGAGCGUGACGAUUUAUUACAUCCAUCGCGUUUAAUCAGCUUCUUGGUUGGAGUAUUGGGUAAAAAUGAGACGAUGCCAAUUGGAGGUGCAUGGUCACCAUCGCUUGAUGGUCCAAAUCCGGACAAAAAUCCGGAAGUUUUGAUAAGGACAGCAAUUCGUACAUGUAAAGCAUUGACUGGCAUUGAUUUGUCACCAUGUACGCAGUGGUACCGUUUUGUCGAACUGUAUUACAGACGCGUUGAAAGCGUACGCAAAGGCCGAACAAUUCCAGCACGUACACAAACAGUUGUUAUUUUUUUGCCAGACGUUCGAUCAUGUUUGCCAACCAGACUGGAAUGGGAUGAACUUAAUAUAAUAUAUAAAAACCAUUUGGAAAUGAAAAAGCAAGCAAGCAUCGAUGGCGAAGAACAAUCAAAGUCAUCCAAAUCAACGGAAUUGAGUGCUAACGAUGGCAGUAAUAAUGCUGACGUUGAAAUGACUGACGAAUCGAACAAAUUGGAACAAGAGUCUUCUCACAACGUUGGCGAUGACGAAUGUUUGGAUAAAAUUGCUGACUCAAGCGAAAUAAAGGCUACAACGGAUACCAAAUCAACGGGCACAACAGCUAUUUUAAAGGUUGCGACAUCGAAGAACGAACCGAAACAUUUUUCGGAUUUGGAUGUGAAAACAAUGAAAAUCCAAGAAUUGAGAGAUCAGCUAGAUGCCAGAGGUCUUUCGUCGAAAGGUUUAAAGCCACAACUGGUUGCCCGCCUCUCGAAGGCUUUGAAAGCGGAAGAAAGUGAAUCGGUUUGUGCAGAAAAUCAAAACCAGAGCAAUAUUGAUGCUGCAGAAGCUCAAGUGGCCAGCAACAGCAUCAAUGAAUUGCACGAAUUUGCUUCAAGCGAUAGCAUGGACAUUGAUUUGGCUGACAUUGUCGUCAUAGACGAGUACGAUUCAACGAAGAAUGAGAGCAAGCACGAAUCAAGCUCGAAAAGGAGUUCAUCGAAAAAAGCUGAUGAGCGUGAGAAUCGUUGGCUGGAAAAGCGCUAUCGCUUACCCGAAAAUCCCCAAAUCCUUUGCCAUCCAGUUCAGCACACUUCAAUCGAUAAGUUUACAUGUGAAGUGAGAUCGCUUUCAAUUUUGCUGGACUAUCGUCCCGAAGACACGAAAAAAUCAUGCUUCGAAGUGUCAUUGUUUGCCGAACUAUUCAACGAAAUGUUAAUGCGUGAUUUUGGCUUCAACAUUUACAAGGUUCUGCAUUCGAUGCCCGAGCCAGAACAAUCAGAGCAUGAAUCUAAAGAGCGUCGUGACAAGUCGGUCGAUGAUGAGCCGAAAGAGAAGCGACAUCGAAAAGACAAUGAGGUGUCAAGUGAGUCAAAAUCAUCGAAAAAGGACGAUUCAAGCAGCACAACCAGUCACGAAAAAUCGAAGACGUCAGAAACUGACAAGGAAUCAAAGAGUAGCAAAGAUGUUCGGUCCAAAGACAAGGAGAAAGAGAAGAGUAGCCGUGAACGUCGAACAAGCCGCAGAGAAGAUGACAGUGAUGAUGAACGUUCGGUGGAUGGCAAAAGACGCUUGGUCACAGUAGAUCCUGAUUUGCUGCUGUCAUUCGUCUAUUUCGAUCAAACACAUUGCGGCUACAUAUUUAGCAAUCACUUGGAAGAACUCUUCUAUUCACUGGGAUUGCGUUUGUCACGAUCGGAUACGAAAAAGAUAAUCAACAAAGUUGCGCCACGAUCACUGUUCUAUAGAAAACUGACUGAUAAACCAAAAGAUGAACCGCUACCGGCUAUCCUAUCAGAAUCUAUGGAAAAUCUCGAAGAGCUUGGAAAGGGCAACACUUGUCUGCUGCCAAUCUUUGGUAAUCAAACAAGUGUUAAGAAGAUAGAACAGGUUUCUAGUGAAGAAAAUGCAAAAACUGAACCAACUAAAGCUGACAAAGUCAGUGAAUCGAGUGAAAAUGUGGGUGAGAGUCACAUGGUGAUGCAUAAGGGUGCACUUAUCGAUGUGGAAAAACUGCUUCAACAAUUGAAUCGAUCGGAGAAAGCGCGCGAAGAGACCGAACUUCGUUUGACCGAACUGACUAAAACACAAGCCGAUCUACAGUCGAGCAGUUCUAAGGCCAAGGAUAAAAUCAAAGACUUGCAAUCGGAGUUAAAGAGCUGCCAUCGCAAAAUUAACGAUGCAGACAUCAAUUUGAGCAGUGCAAAUAAAAAAUGCUCGGAGUACUAUUCGAUUUUAUGUGGCAUUCAUGACAAAGUCAGUCCCAUAUUUAUCAAAAGUGAACGAAAUGCAUCGAAAAAGGAGUCAUCAUCACGCGACAAGGAUCGGCGUGAUCGCGAAAAAGAGAAAGACAAGGAAAGAGAGAAGGAGAAGGAGAAGGAGAAGGAGAAAGAGAAAGAUAAAAACAAUGGUGCUUCAUCGAACAAAGAUAAGGAAGUGAAAGAUUCGAAGGAGAAAGUGACCGAAACUAAAUCGGACAUCAAGCUGGAAAAACAAGAGAAACCGGAUAAACAGGAAGAAACUUAAAUAUCAUUGCAACACAUGACAUUAACACAGUGGUCAUAGCUAUCUUUAUUCUAUUCACAAAAUGCUUUUACAAUUGUACUCAAACAAGAAUAUUUUAAUGGAUCCCCACAGUCGUUUUGUUUACGCUAACAAAUAUAUUUAUUAUGAAUAAUAA
Messenger RNA from Sitodiplosis mosellana (orange wheat blossom midge), 4284 nucleotides. Its product is annotated as cell division cycle and apoptosis regulator protein 1-like. Gene Ontology annotation, cellular component: nucleus. Gene Ontology annotation, biological process: regulation of DNA-templated transcription. The record is from RefSeq and is a predicted model, not a curated record. NCBI's taxonomy places the organism in Eukaryota, Metazoa, Arthropoda, Insecta, Diptera, Cecidomyiidae. The transcript has 11 exons. The coding region runs from base 483 to 4130 and encodes 1215 amino acids.